AAUCGUUAUUAUGGCAUCUGAAGACACUACCCAAGGUCAUCUUGUCAUUGAAUGUGACAUCUGCAAACAACCAGUCUCGUUCUUCUGUAGACGAUGUGGGGUCAAUCUUUGCGAUCCAUGUGUUCCGGUACAUCUCCGAAUUAAGUCCAAGAUCGGACAUGACGUGGUGGAUUACGUCAGUAGAUAUGAUGAGGACACUUGUACGUGUGAUUUUCAUCCACAGAACGAAUGUCAUAUGUACUGCCAGACUUGUGAUUUCCCGAUAUGCAUGGUAUGUGUUUCCAUCAAACACAAAUCACACGAAAUGUCUGUAGUUACCGAUACAAUUGACAAUCUAAUGAAAACCAUUAUGAAAGAAAACGAGCGACUUCAGAAAUAUAAAUGUGAAUUUGAAAAAAUUCUUAAUUAUACGACACGGGUAUUGCCUUCAUUAUCCAAAGUUUACCGACAGAAGAAGGAUGAAGUGACGUCAAGGGGAGAAAAAUGGCACAGACACAUAGAGAAAACCGUGAAGGCGCUCCACAAGGAACUGGACGACAUGCAAAAGGAGCACGAACCACUACUCCAGAAACAGAAGAGAGAAUUGGAAGAUAUUUUAGAAAAAAUUCAUGAAAUGAACGCCACGACAAUAAAACUGAAAUGCUCGCAGAGUGUCAUGGAAAUGAAGAAAUGCAUAGUAAAGUUUAAAAAAAUGGAAACGCCCUCGGAGAUUACACAGUAUUCAUUCCCGGUGCUUUGCGAAUGCAAAAUUGACGACAACUAUUUGAAAUCGUAUUUUGGAUACAUCGAAAAUAUACAAGAAAGGAAGAUUUCCUUGCCGAGAUUGAUACCUGAAGACGCUGUGAUUUCGAAUCACAAACUAUUAGAGGUGCCUAAAGUUAUCACAGCUAUAGACACAUGGUUUCCUGCAGAGAAAAAGAAUGAUGAGCGUCUCUACAAUAUUGGUGUUAUCAAUGAUAGCAAAGUGGUGAUGGGAGGAGAAAGUAAAGAACUCAAGUUGUUUGAUUUCCAGGGAAACCUCCACGACUCUGUCGCCAUCACAACACACGGCAUGUACUUAACGGUAUACAACAAACAAGUGAUUUACACAGAACGGGGCAGCAAUACUGUGUAUAGAGUAGCAGAUGAUAAAACAAUCCAGACGAUAUUUACAACCGGGAAGUGGAGACCACGUGGAAUCACGAGUACUGCGUCAGAUGACCUACUGGUCUGUCUCCGUAAAGCCGACCAGUCCAAAGUCAUGCGAUACAGCAUUACUGGUACCGUACUCCAGGAAAUCCAGUACGACUCGCAAGGCCAUACUUUGUACGGAAAAAUAAAUUCCAUCACUGAGAAUAUUAACGGGGACAUCAUCGUAACAGAAUGGAAUAAAAACGCUGUAAUUGCUGUCAAUAGAUUAGGAAUAUUUCGGUUUUCUUACUCUGGGAGGGACAAACUAUUUUUCGCAUGCGCCGUCACUACUGAUCCUGCCGGUCACGUUAUCGUUACUGACUCGACUGGUGACAAGAUCCACAUGUUGGACAGGGACGGUCGAUUCCUGAGGUACAUCAUUCCUGAUCAAGGGAUUAAAUACCCACGCAGCGUGUGUAUCGUCGGGGACGGAGAACUGUUUGUUGGGGAAAGUAAGACCGGUAUAGCUAAAAGAAUAAAAUAUUUGGAGUAAUAAACAGAAUGAAUGGUAUAUGCAUGUUGUUUUGCAUAAACCAUUUUCUUAUGGUGAAGAUAACGAACAGUGACCAAUCUCAUAACUCCUAUAAGGAAAACAAAAUAGAGAGUUGCGCACACAACAACCCCUGGAUAUACCAGAGGUGGGAUCAGGUGCCUAGGAGGGUAAGCAUCCCCUGUUGACCGGUUACACCCACCGUGAGCCCUGAUAUAGGGUAAACGGAGUUGUCCGUA
This is a messenger RNA of Ostrea edulis (European flat oyster), 1899 nucleotides long. RefSeq lists its product as uncharacterized. Bases 11 to 1663 code for a protein of 550 amino acids. Lineage: Eukaryota; Metazoa; Mollusca; Bivalvia; Ostreida; Ostreidae. The transcript has a single exon. Gene Ontology annotation, molecular function: zinc ion binding. The record is from RefSeq and is a predicted model, not a curated record.